Molecule: messenger RNA, 1537 nt
Organism: Apis dorsata (giant honeybee)
Lineage: Eukaryota; Metazoa; Arthropoda; Insecta; Hymenoptera; Apidae
Product: stress response protein nst1
Exons: 3
Coding region: 5-658 (217 amino acids)
Source: RefSeq, a predicted model, not a curated record
GAGGAUGGCGAAGGUGCAGAGGGAGGAGGAGGCGAGGAGAAGCGCGGCAGGAGGAAGGACGAGCGGGCACGAGGAUCGUAGACGAUUCGACGAUCAUAGAAGGAGGCAGGACACGGGUCUUAUUCCGGCCUAUUUGGUCUUGAACAACUCGAGGAGGCCCGUUGUUGAGCGCGCGAGACAAAGGCAGGAGGAGGUGGAGAGGAGGAGGCAGGAGGAGGCGAGAAGGGCGAAGGAGGCGAGAGAGAGGGAGGAGCGCGACAGGAUCAUGAAAGAGCAGUGGAGACGACAGGAAGAGGCGAGGUUGAACGCGUUGCCUGUGAGCGCGAGAAUAAUAGUCCAACCUCAAAAGCCUAAGGUGAUACCGAGGAUAGGAGAAUUCGAUUUCCCGGGAGCUAAUCCAUAUCAAAGAGGAGUACAAUUCCCCAACUUCCCAGCCCCACCCACUCGACGACCACCUGUAAAAAGUCCCCCGCCCUGCGUCUGGGCUGUUAUCCAAUGUUGUCCAUCGAAUCAACGUCUGGUCACAUGUUUCGAGUCCUUGGGCUGUCCAGGUGUCAAUUGGGAUUCGAAUCCUUGCAGAGAUAGCGUCUCUCAAGCUGCUAGGGCACAGGUGGAGAAAUUCUACAGGGAAACCGAGGACGAGGAGGAACGUUAUUGAAAGGAAACGAGAAAGUGUAGAUUCCAUAGAUAUUUUUAGUACAUUUUGGUGAGGAGCAUUUCUGCGAGUAGGUCGAAAAAUUCAACCAUCAAAAUUUGGAAUUUGAAAAAUUUUUCGAUUAAAUAGUUAUUAAUUAUUGGACGAACAAUAUCAACAAGUGGAAUUCGAUGAAAAAGUGAUUUUCAAAAUUUUAAGAGCAAUUUCGUAAAAAAAUUUUUUUAUUAAAAAGUAACCAUCAAUUAUUAGUAAAUAAUUGUUAUAUUAUAUAUAGAUGAAAAAUUUAAUCCAUUAGCUCUAUGAUAUUUUGAUAAAAAAAUCGUUAUGAAGGAAUAAUACAUAUAAAUAAGGAAAAUGGAAACGUAAUUUCGUUUUCCAACAAGUUAUAACAUAAAGAAUUGUUAUUAUCAUAAAUUUUCGAUCAAAUUUUUAUUAAACUUGCAACUUCGUUCGAGAAGAAAAGUAAUUCGAUCUACCGAGUGCCCUCAUCAAUAUUUUUAAAUAACAAAAAUAACCUAUGACACGUUGGAAGAAGAGCGCCGCUUGUGUUCUUCGUAUUCUUAGAACGUAAAGACGUUUAUAAUACGAUAGAUCCGCUAUUUUUCUAUUCCGCUUCUAUCAGAUCGUCGUUGCACGACACGAGCCUUUUUAAAUAUAACAAAGCGAACGAUUGCGCCAACAAUGAUUUCGAAAUCAUCGUUGCAUUGUUCUCCUUAUGAAAUCGAUGGAUCAGAAAUUUGGCGAACAUUUUAAAAUUUUUUUUUUUUUUUUUUUCUUUUUUCUAGAAGUCGUUUCGAUCGCUCUUCAGAAUAUAAAAUAUUUCGCGAGAGUUUCGAAAUAUACAUCGAAGCGUGGAAAUAAAAACUUCGAGAAAAAGUAAAA